CCGCGGCUUUCUGGACAAACCGGUACAUUGAAACUAAAACGCGUGUUGUUUUGGACACCAUUUUUUAUUUUUUUUUACACAUUUUAUCCGGAAUAUCUCUGAUUAUCACUGUACAUGUUUUUUUAGUUGGUUACAUUUUUCGUCCUAAUUAUCUAUUUAUUUAUUUAGAUAGUGUAGCUGUGCUUGUGACCUUCGGCAGUGCGAUGGAGCUGGAGCAUUUCGACGAGCGGGAUAAGGCUCAGCGGAACAGCCGAGAAGGAGGCAGGCUGAACGGGGUGACCAGCCCUACACACAGCGCCCACUGCAGCCUCUACCGUUCCCGGACACUCAAGAACCUCAGCUCAGAGAAGAAGGCCAAGAAGGUCCGCUUCUAUCGCAACGGGGACCGCUACUUUAACGGGAUAGUGUACGCCAUCUCAGUGGAGCGGUUCCGGUCGUUUGACGCGCUGCUGGCGGAUCUAACCCGCUCGCUGUCUGAUAAUGUGAAUCUGCCACAGGGCGUCAGGACCAUUUACUCCGCGGACGGAACCAAAAAGAUCACCAGCACCGAUCAACUACUAGAGGGCGAGAGCUACGUGUGUGGCUCCAUCGAGGUCUUCAAGAAGCUCGACUACACCAAGAACGUCAACCCCAACUGGUCUGUGAAUGUCAAAGCUUCGUCCGCGGCGGCCGCCCGCGGGCCUCUAUCCCUGGGCAGCUCCAAGGCCGGACCUCCAGACACCCGGGACCAGGGGGUGAAGGAUUUCAUCCGGCCCAGGCUGGUGACGGUGGUACGGAGCGGGGUGAAGCCCAGGAAGGCUGUACGGAUUCUGCUCAAUAAGAAGACGGCCCAUUCAUACGAACAGGUCCUCACCGACAUCACGGAGGCCGUCAAACUGGACUCUGGAGUGGUGAAGAGGAUCUAUACACUGGAUGGAAAACAGGUUACAUGUCUCCAGGACUUCUUCGGUGACGAGGACAUCUUCGUAGCGUGUGGACCGGAGAAAUACCGUUACCAAGAUGACUUCCAGCUGGAGGAGAGCGAGUGUCGUGUGAUGAAGUCAGUGGUCUUUGGUAAAAUGUCCGCCCCUGUGACCAGCCGUGGUUCUCCGCGCUCCAUGGGCCUGUCUAGAGGCAGCAAGUCCCCCGCAGGUUCCGUAAACGGGAAUCCGCCCAGUCAUCUGUCCACUCCUUGCUCGGGGAAAUCUCCCAGUCCCUCCCCUUCCAGCCCUGCUACAGACCUCAGACCUAGCCGGGAGUCUCAGGGUUUGUCUAUCUCUCUGGCCUCUACCAAAGUCUGUAAUUCCUUGGCCGAAGGGAAUGGACCAGUCACUGAAUCUCAGCCAGUAGUAGAGGAUGAAAUCCCGGCGGUACCUGUCUCCAUAUCGGAGCGCUACAGAGUUGGACGUACAUUGGGAGAUGGUAACUUUGCGGUUGUCCGAGAAUGUGUGGAACACUCUACAGGCAGGGAAUACGCCCUGAAGAUCAUUAACAAGGGCCGACGCCGGGGCAAGGAGCUUAUGAUCCAGAAUGAGGUCGCCAUCCUGAGGAAGGUGAAACACCCCAACAUUGUCCUGCUGAUUGAGGAGAUGGACACUUACAGCGAGCUUUACCUGGUCAUGGAACUGGUGAAGGGGGGCGAUCUGUUUGACGCCAUCACGUCCACCAACAGAUACACAGAGAGAGACGCCAGCGGGAUGCUGUACAACCUGGCCAGCGCCAUCAAAUACCUCCACAGUCUCAAUAUCGUACACAGAGACGUCAAACCAGAAAACCUACUGGUGUAUGAGCAUGCUGAUGGCAGUAAGAGUCUGAAGUUGGGGGACUUUGGUCUGGCCACGGUAGUAGACGGACCUCUCUACACAGUCUGUGGGACACCAACAUAUGUAGCACCCGAGAUCAUCGCAGAGACAGGGUAUGGCCUUAAGGUAGAUAUCUGGGCAGUAGGAGUCAUCGCCUACAUCUUGUUGUGUGGCUUCCCUCCCUUCCGCGGGAGCAGUGAGGACCAGGAGUUGUUGUUUGACCAGAUCCUAAUGGGGCAGCUUGAGUUCCCUCUCGCUCACUGGGACAACGUUUCCGAGACUGCCAAGGAGCUGAUCAGGUCCAUGCUGCAGGUAGAGGUGGAUCAGAGAUACACAGCACUACAGGUGUUGGAACACCCUUGGGUCAAGGAUGGCGGUGUGUCAGAGAAUGAACAGGAGCUUUCAGUUGCAGGAAAGAUAAAGAAGCACUUCAACACCGGCCCUAAAGCUAAUGACACCACCGCCGGGGUGUCUGUCAUUAUGUUGGAGCACAGCUUCUGUUUGCAGCGCUCUGGGUCGUUGGACUUCUACCAGCACCCGGCCAUGUACUGGAUACGGCCACCGCUCUUGAUAAGGAGGGGCAGGUUCUCAGACGAAGACGCAACCAGGAUGUGAGCUCAUGCCUGUUGCCGUUGACGACGACAACAACAAAGAUGGACAUACCGCCCAGCUACCUCCCAGCCUGACCAUCACCCCCCUCUCUCUGACCUUUAACCUCGUCUCCGCCCUUAUUCCCUCCCAUAGACGCAUUCUCACGGGAGAGGUGAAGAGGAG
Salmo salar (Atlantic salmon) is the source of this 2555-nucleotide messenger RNA. The record is from RefSeq and is a predicted model, not a curated record. Lineage: Eukaryota; Metazoa; Chordata; Actinopteri; Salmoniformes; Salmonidae.